UCCACCACGCACGCGUCUUCCAGCUCUGUGGAAACCACAUACCAGCCACCAUGUCUCGACCAAUCCUCACUCAGCCGCCACGAGGCUUGACACUUACAGAAGAGCUUGAGAAGCUAGAACAGCAAAUCACCCUGACUUUGCAAGAAAUCGACAGCAACUUCAGCAAAGCCCACCGCAUCGUCACCAGCAGUAUCCUGCCAAUCGUUGAGGACUAUGCGAAACACAGCAAUGAUGUCUGGGAGGGCUCCAAGUUCUGGAAACAAUUCUUCGAGGCCUCGGCCAACGUCUCGCUGUCGGGAUACGAAGAGAAUGCCAACGAGGACAACACGCAGACCGACGCUACACAGUCCUUCCAAACGUCGACAGAUCACGAUGAGAGCACUAUAACCGGAGCGAGCGCGCAAGAUGACGAGGAGGAGUUCAGCACAGAAUCGCCAACACAAAUGACGGGCGUGCAGACAACACCCAAACUGCCAACUUCUGCGUCAAAGUCGGGCGGCAAGACAAGACAAGGAAGCAGGCCAGCAUCUUCAUACAGGUCACCAUCUCCGCGAAAGUACACUGGUAGGAACCCGCGAGGCGGCAAUACGCCAGGCACCGACCAGCCCAGCACGCCGCGCAUGUCUACCGCGAACGAUAUGGACUCCUCUCCUUUCCAGCCUCAAUCUGCUUUCGAACCACCAUCUGCCUUCCGGACACAGCAGGAGAACCACGACCCUCUCAUGCACCGCGUGCUGGACAAGAAUUACCGCAUCCAGGCGACACCCAUGACCCAGCGUCGACAACAUCAGUCUCAAGCCGCUUCAAAGCCUGCUCCAGCUCCGGCUACGGCUACCAAGAAACAGCUCUGGGACGACUCACCUCAGUCCUCGCCCGAAACGUCUGCGCCUCAACUACGAAGCGAGCUUUUCUCGCCCGCCAAACCAGCACCACGAACCCCCGGCGUAUCUGUGCUCACUCCGGCAACUCGAAAGACAGGUCCUCCACCACCCACAACAUCUACAGGGAAACAGCUCUUCUCCGCACAAGACAAAGCAUACGCAGCGAGCAAAGACCGCACGCGUGCAAGUCAUAUGUUCGAGGACAGUGACGAGGAUGAAGACUUCUUUGCCGAUAUCAGUCCGCCGAAGACGAUGCAAUUUCAUGUCCCCCAGAGCAGACUCGUGCAGACGCCUGCAAGGGAGGCGAGCAAGAAGAUUGUGGACGAUCUGCUGUUGACUGCGGGAGCUGAUGCGACGGAUGACAUUGAGGACGACUCUUUGGAGUUUGAAGUGCCUAGUCCGAGUGUGGUUAAGCAAGGGUGGCAGAUAGAUGACGAUACGUUCUAG
Messenger RNA from Cercospora beticola, 1328 nucleotides. RefSeq names its product Ask1p (gene ASK1). Gene Ontology annotation, biological process: attachment of spindle microtubules to kinetochore. Gene Ontology annotation, cellular component: mitotic spindle pole body; mitotic spindle; DASH complex. The record is from RefSeq and is a predicted model, not a curated record. Lineage: Eukaryota; Fungi; Ascomycota; Dothideomycetes; Mycosphaerellales; Mycosphaerellaceae.